AGCGGUAGUAUGCCGUUGGCGGAACUGAAAUUCGUAGUGUCGUGCUCGGAUUCGGAGCGCGGUUUCGGAGCCGAAAAUCUGCUGGGACAGGGCAAAAGUGGACGAACGAAAUGGAGGGGAAAAGCUGGUAAAAGGCCCUUUCACUCACUACCGUUGUAUAUUUUCGUCAAUCGAACACAUUGA
Gongylonema pulchrum is the source of this 183-nucleotide messenger RNA. Lineage: Eukaryota; Metazoa; Nematoda; Chromadorea; Rhabditida; Gongylonematidae. The record is from the annotation of a GenBank genome assembly.